Messenger RNA from Paramecium tetraurelia, 1563 nucleotides. RefSeq lists its product as uncharacterized. Lineage: Eukaryota; Ciliophora; Oligohymenophorea; Peniculida; Parameciidae. The record is from RefSeq and is a predicted model, not a curated record. Gene Ontology annotation, molecular function: ATP-dependent diacylglycerol kinase activity. The transcript has 3 exons.
AUGAUAUACUUAAUAUUAGGGGUCAUUUUUUCACUUGCAAUAGGCUGUUUCAUAAGUGCGAAACCAUUAAAGUAGAAGAUCAAAUCCAAGAUAAGAAAGGAGAAACCAGAAGGAAAAGAGAGUGAAUCUCUCGAGCAUUCCUAUGCUGAAUCUAAAAGCAGUGGAUUACUAUUUUGCAAUGUUUGCAAAAAGCUUCUCUUUAGUCUAUGGGGAACACAAUACCAUGAAUGUCUAAUAUGCGGAAUAUAUGUUCAUAAAAAAUGCAGAAGAAAUCAAAUACAAUGCAAAAUUAUAAAAUCCUCAUAGAAUGAGCUUGGUCAUCAAUGGCUAAGCGGAAAUCUCCCUGUGAAUUCAAUAUGUUGCCAUUGUGGAUUAACAUGUGGAUAUUUCUUUGAUUUGGAAGGCAAAAGUUGUCUUUGGUGUUAAAAGGUCGUCCAUGAAGAAUGCAAAGACAAAGUAAACUAGUAAUGUGACUUUGGGGAAUUCAAAGAUGCAAUCAUUUUACCAAAUGGAAACUUUACUAAACCAAUAAUUGUUGUUAUUAACUAGAAGUCUGGAGGAUAAGUCGGAGUAGACUUUUAUAAAUCUUUUCUUAGAUUUUUGAACCCUAUUCAAGUGUUAAAUAUCUAGGAAAUGGAUAAACUUAAGAAUUUCGCACAUAUAAAGACAGCCAAAUUGAUCACUGCAGGAGGAGAUGGUACAGUUGCCAGUGUGAUAAAUCAUAUCAAGGAAUUUGAUUGGAAUCCUCCUAUUGCCAUUCUUCCAUUAGGAACAGGAAAUGAUUUGAGCAGAGCAUUGGGAUGGGGUGGAACAUACGAAUAGCUGGAUGCAUCUCAUGUGUUAUCAAAAAUAAUGAAUAAUGAGAAUGUUACGUUACUGGAUAGAUGGAAUGUAAAGAUAGGGAAUAAGAAUUAUAAGUUAUUUAAUUAUUUUGGAAUUGGAUUAGAUGCAAAGUUUUGCUAUGAUUUUCAUAAUCUGAGAUAGACAUCGCCUUAAUUGUUUAAAAGCAGAUUGGGAAAUAAGCUAAUUUAUACAUAGAUGGGUUUGAAUGAUUUGAUUAAGAAUGAAAAGAGUGGUUUGGGAAAGAGAAUAAAAGUCAUUUGUGAUGAUUAGGUGGUAGAUAUUCCUGAUUAGGUUGAAAAUGUUAUCAUUUUAAACAUCAACUCUUGGAGUGGAGGGGUUACUGGAUUAUGGGAUUAAGAUGGGGAUUUUAAACAAUAAAAAAUGAAUGAUGGACUAUUAGAGAUAAUUGGAGUUACAAGUAUUCUACAUUUGGGUCGAAUUCAAGUUGGAUUGGAUAAACCAUAUCAACUUGGCUAAGGUAGAAAGAUUUAGAUUAUAUACCCUUCAAAUUCUUAUGUCUAGAUUGAUGGUGAACCACUCUCAAUUGGACCAUCUAUUAUUGAUAUCUCUUUAGUUGAUAAGGUACAAGUUCUGACCAAUUACGAAUUGACUUGGGAGAAUAGGUUCCUGAAGACUAUGGAUUGGGCUGAAGAACAGAAUCACAUCACCAAACAAGCAAAAAACGAAAUUGUGAAUCGUAUGUUACAUUAUUAUUAAUGA